This is a messenger RNA of Peronospora farinosa, 870 nucleotides long. The record is from the annotation of a GenBank genome assembly. NCBI's taxonomy places the organism in Eukaryota, Oomycota, Peronosporomycetes, Peronosporales, Peronosporaceae.
AUGGCAUCGCAUCAAGUGGCACUUAAAAUCGCCUUUAACGGGGACAUUCACCGUACGCGCGUGGACUUGCGAGGUUUCUCACUAGCAGAACUCACGCAUCUCAUGUCGCAGACCUUUCGUCAGCCCGUGGGUGACUUUGUAGUGCAAUACCGCGACCCAGAGGGUGAUUGCGUCAACGUAACGACGGACGCCGAGUUUCAGGAGGCCGUGCGUGUCUUCUUGGACACCCACGAGCCUGUACCGUCGCUCAAAUUCUCGGCCGUUACCAAGCGCCAAGCUGAGUUCCAGGAGAAGGUAGCGGACCCUCUCAUUGCGUCCGUGGAGCAGCUCAUGCAGGCACUGGCCGUGACACUUGAGAAGCUCAAGCAUGACGCCCAGUUCGCCUCCAGUGUGGCUGCCAAUACGAGCGUGACGGUAACGCAGGCGACCAGAGAGAGCGCUUGCUCGCCCAAAACUGCAGUUGGAGGUUUCUCCAGCUUUGCUCAGGGUCUUGUGGGUCAGAUCAAUCGCUUCAUCCCAGAGAAGAAGGCAGGAGAAGCAACGAUGGCACCGGUCGCAGUCCCUGUAGUGACUCCCGAGCCGGAGCAGAUGCAGCAGCUGCCAGAGGUGGUGAGACCACUUUUAUCUGUUCAAGAUGAAAAAGCUCCAUCUGUCCAAGUGGAGAAGGCUCCACCUGCUCAGGAGACGGAAGAAACGCCGUCUCUCGCAUCAUCUGUGGCCUUUUCUGAGGCUGAACUCAAAUGGGCCGAGCCGCUGUCCAUCGUGAGCAGUAUUCUCCCAAAUGUCAGCCCGGCACGUAUCAUUGACAUUCUUGAGAAGAGUAAUGGUGACCUCAAUGUCGUUCUCAAUGUGCUGACGGAGGAGAACUAA